Xenopus tropicalis (tropical clawed frog) is the source of this 4113-nucleotide messenger RNA. It is a transcript of the gene npr2, whose product is annotated as natriuretic peptide receptor 2. Bases 97 to 3348 code for a protein of 1083 amino acids. Gene Ontology annotation, biological process: cGMP biosynthetic process; intracellular signal transduction; cyclic nucleotide biosynthetic process. The transcript has 22 exons. Gene Ontology annotation, molecular function: protein kinase activity; phosphorus-oxygen lyase activity; magnesium ion binding. Lineage: Eukaryota; Metazoa; Chordata; Amphibia; Anura; Pipidae. Gene Ontology annotation, cellular component: membrane; plasma membrane. The record is from RefSeq and is a predicted model, not a curated record.
CAGGAAAGCUCUGCUCUAUACUCUGUCCUGUCUGCCCCGAGAAGGUUGCAACUGCCUCUGCCCUCUGGGUCGCCCAGUUAUGGCCGGAGCCCUGCCAUGGAUGUGAAGCCUGGGUACCACAGCUGCUCCGGGAGCCUCCCCAGCGCCAGUAGGAUGAGUGGAUACUGGUGCCCCUUGUUGGCACUGAGAGCCGUGCCCGCCUUCUGUUUCCUCCUCCUAUUCCUGCGUUGCCCAUCGAGGAGCCACCAGAGUGUCACUGGCAACCAAACCCUGACUCUGGCCGUGGUCCUUCCCGAGAGCAACAUUCGCUAUGCCUGGUCGUGGCCCCGCGUGGCCCCUGCUUUGCGUAUGGCGAUGGACAGGGCACAGGGGGAACUUCAGCUUUUGCCCGGGUACCAAGUGAAAUGGGUUUUUCUGACGUCGGAGCUGAACGGGGCCUGCUCGGAAUAUGUGGCUCCACUCAACGCCGUGGAUCUGAAACUCUACCACAAUCCCGAUGUUCUCUUUGGUCCAGGCUGUGUUUACCCUUCUGCCUCCGUUGCCCGUUUUGCCACCCACUGGCGCCUCCCCCUUAUAACUGCCGGCGCCCUGGCCUUUGGGUUCAAGCAAGAUGAUGAUCACUACAACACCACCGUACGGACGGGGCCGACGGCCAUUAAACUUGGGGAGUUUGUGUCCCACCUUCAUGAGCACUUCAACUGGAGCUCUCGGGCUGCUCUGGUCUAUCACGAUGUCAAGAUGGAUGAUCGGCCGCACUAUUUCAUCAUCGAGGGGGUCUUCCUGGCCCUCAAUAAGGAGUUCAACAACCUGACGGUCAGCUACCAGAUGUACCCCGAGGAUGAGGACAUCGGCAGCGUCAUACAGUUCAUCCAGAACAGUGGCCGAGUGAUUUACAUCUGUGGCCCCUUAGAGAUGCUGCACCUCAUCAUGCUCCAGGCGCAGCGGGAGAAACUCACCGACGGUGACUACGUCUUCUUCUACGUCGAUGUGUUUGGGGAGAGUCUGCGGGCAGAUGGGGCCAGGGAGGCCAACAAGCCCUGGCAGGGCAACCACAGUCAGGAACUGAAGGAGGCAUUCAAGACCGUACUUGUGAUUUCAUACCAUCAACCAGAAAAUGCCGAAUACUUUGAAUUCCAGAAGAAGCUGAUCCAGAAAUCCAAGGAGGAGUUUGGGGUGGAGCUGAACUUCUCUCUGAUGAAUUUCAUUGCCGGAUGUUUCCAUGACGGGGUGCUGCUGUACGCACAGGCGCUCAAUGAGACCCUCAGGGAGGGGGGGAGCCAGAAGGACGGACUGAGUAUUGUUAAAAAGAUCCAGGACCGACAGAUGGAAGGCAUCACCGGCACGGUCAGUAUGGACAAAAACAAUGACCGAAACACCGACUUUGAUCUUUGGGCAAUGACUGAUCACAAUGAAGGAAGCUUUGAGGUUGUAGGGCACUACAAUGGCAUCAACAAGCAGAUUAACUGGACCGGGAAGCCCAUUCUUUGGCUAAAGGGGUCUCCUCCAUCCGACAGCCCCCCCUGUGUUUUUAACGCUGAUGACCCUUCUUGUCUGAAAACGACGGUCUCCACGUUGGCCAUUGUGGCCCUGGGCGCGGGGCUCACCUUGCUGAUCUUCGGCAUGUCCAGCUUCCUCAUCCUCAGGAAGCUGAUGCUGGAGAAGGAGCUGGCCAGUAUGCUAUGGAGGAUCCGGUGGGAGGAGCUUCAGUUUGGGAAUUCCGAGCGCUACCACAAGACUGCGGGGAGCCGACUGACUCUGUCACUAAGAGGUUCCAGUUAUGGGUCUCUAAUGACGGCUCAUGGGAAAUAUCAAAUCUUUGCCAACACAGGACACUUCAAGGGUAACGUUGUGGCCAUUAAACAUGUGAAUAAGAAGCGCAUUGAGCUGACCCGGCAGGUGCUGUUUGAGCUCAAACAUAUGAGGGAUGUUCAGUUCAAUCACCUGACCCGCUUUCUGGGGGCUUGUAUAGACCCCCCCAACAUCUGCAUUGUUACAGAGUAUUGCCCCCGGGGCAGUCUGCAGGAUAUUCUGGAGAAUGAAAGUAUAAACUUGGACUGGAUGUUCCGGAACUCGCUCAUUAAUGAUAUUGUGAAGGGGAUGUGCUUCCUGCACCGCAGUAUCAUUGGUUCCCAUGGGAACCUCAAGUCGUCGAACUGCGUGGUUGACAGUCGCUUUGUGCUGAAGAUCACAGAUUACGGUCUCGCCAGUUUCCGAUCCUCGUGUGAGGCCGACGAUGCCUACGCUCUAUAUGCCAAGAAGUUAUGGACGGCUCCGGAGCUUUUGCGGAUGACGAGACCCCCGGCACCGGGCACCCAAAAAGGCGAUGUGUACAGCUUUGGGAUUAUCCUACAGGAGAUUGCGCUGAGAAACGGCUGCUUUUAUAUCCAGGGGAUGGACCUCAGCCCAAAAGAGAUAGUACAAAAGGUGCGGAAUGGCCAGCGCCCCUAUUUCCGCCCCACAGUAGACAUCAGUUGUCACAGUGAAGAACUGGGCAUCUUGAUGGACAGAUGUUGGGCCGAGGAACCUUUGGACAGACCAGAUUUCAACCAGAUCAAGGCCUACAUCUGCAAGUUCAAUAAGGAAGGCAGCACCAGUAUCCUAGAUAAUCUGCUUUCCCGUAUGGAGCAGUAUGCCAACAACCUGGAGAAACUGGUGGAGGAACGAACACAGGCCUAUCUAGAGGAAAAGCGCAAGGCCGAGAACCUGUUGUACCAGAUCCUUCCGCAUUCCGUUGCUGAGCAGUUGAAGCGUGGCGAGACAGUCCAGGCCGAAGCGUUUGACAGCGUUACCAUCUACUUUAGUGACAUUGUGGGGUUCACUUCAAUGUCGGCAGAGAGCACCCCAAUGCAGGUGGUGACGCUGCUGAAUGACCUGUACACCUGCUUCGACGCCAUCAUAGACAACUUCGAUGUGUACAAGGUAGAGACCAUAGGAGACGCUUACAUGGUGGUGUCAGGCUUACCGGUCCGUAACGGGAAACUUCACACCAGGGAAAUCGCCAGAAUGUCGUUGGCACUGCUGGAAGCCGUCAGAACAUUCAAAAUCCGGCAUCGACCAAAUACCCAACUGAGGCUCCGGAUAGGGAUCCAUACAGGUCCGGUAUGUGCUGGUGUCGUUGGUUUGAAGAUGCCCCGGUACUGUCUGUUUGGGGAUACAGUGAAUACAGCAUCGCGCAUGGAGUCCAAUGGGGAAGCGCUCAGAAUCCACAUCUCAUCUGCAACCAAGGAGGUUCUGGAUGAGUUUAGCUGCUUUCAGCUGGAGCUCCGGGGAGACAUUGAGAUGAAGGGGAAGGGGAAGAUGAGGACGUAUUGGCUCCAUGGAGAACACAGAGAAGACGACGUUAUCUGAAUGACUUUGCUCCCAGCUCUGUAUCACUGCACUUUGAGCUGCUCCUGAUCCUGUGGGGCCGACCCAGAUCUCUCCGGGCACUCCCAGAACCCAUACGGAUGCCUCGCUGGUUGGAGCAGUGGGUACCGGGUACCUCUUCCAUUUUCCUUUUCUCAGAUGCCCACCUCUGGGUAGGAGCCGCUCCAUGCAAUGCCAGCAGCACGGCCAGGCGCCACUCACCCCACGACUCGCAGAACCACCAACCAUAGCGUUCCGGGGGGCAGUAAUGGACCCAGGAUAAUUCCCCAGGUACUGAAGCCAUUGGGCUAGCAAUAAGUGCCAGUACGGACCUGCUUGCACACUCACUGGCCCCCUCUACAGGAACCGCCAGGGACUCACCCCUCUAACGGAAAUACCAUUAACGCUUGGCUGGGGGGGAGCCCCUCUAACUGCCUCCCAGUGUUCCCCCAAAGCUGCACCCAAAGCUCCCAUUCCACUCAGGGUGCCAGGAGGGUGAGACGCCCCCAUGUUCCCUCUGGGCUCCAUCGGCAGUGUAAGGAAAUGGGGGGCCCCUGCGCUUAAACAGGACUUGUACCUGAGUCCCAAAGGUUUGUGCAGCUGGGAAGCGGGGGGCGCCCAGUUCUGCUACAUGGGGACCCGUUUGGGCUUAAGCGGUUCCCCCCAAUCUUUUUGUUCCUCCAACAAAAUAUUCAGGCACUUUGGACUGCAAAAUACGGUUUGUUCCUGACAGGGAAUCCGUUCUCUGAAAUAAAUGUCUCUUAGUAA